Hemisphaericaspora subhashii is the source of this 2040-nucleotide messenger RNA. RefSeq names its product Kis2p (gene KIS2). Lineage: Eukaryota; Fungi; Ascomycota; Pichiomycetes; Serinales; Debaryomycetaceae. Gene Ontology annotation, biological process: signal transduction. The record is from RefSeq and is a predicted model, not a curated record. Gene Ontology annotation, molecular function: protein kinase binding. Bases 1 to 2040 code for a protein of 679 amino acids. The transcript has a single exon. Gene Ontology annotation, cellular component: nucleus; nucleotide-activated protein kinase complex; cytoplasm.
AUGGGGAAUGCUGCUUCUUCUUCUACUAACAACAACAACGAUGAUUUUAGAAAAUCAACUGCAUCUUAUAGUCAAGUAAAUAACGCGAAUCAUGUCAGAAAAUCAGCAGCCACCAAGAAUGUUAAUUCUUUAGAUGAAGAGUUUAGCGAUUUGAUCUUACAUCAAGUGAAACCAAUAACCUCGCAAUCAUCGUCAUCUACAGCAGCUACCUAUCAUUUAACUCAACUGCAAGUUCAACUAUAUAAACAACAGGUUCAACAACAGCAGCAACAGCAUGCUUCAGAGUUACAAGAAUUGCUGCAACAGGAACAAUACGAAAGAUUGGUAGAAAAGCAUGAUCAUCAAUUUAGUCUAGACCAAUAUAACCAAGAAUCAAGCCAACAACAACAUGAGGUUCACUCUCAAUCUCAAUAUACUGAUCACUUCUCAAAUGACUUGAUUGAAGAUCAAUUCAAUGAAUUGGAUGAAGAUUUGGUGGAGACAGAUACUGCUUCUCUCCUGAGAAAUAUACUUCCUGAUGAUGAGUAUCAAGAGGAUGAAGAAAGACCAAGUGAUGACAUGGAACUAGAUGAACCAUUCCCACAUGACUCUGAUUUAGAGUAUCGUGAACAUAAUGAACAUCCAAGAUCACUCACACCAACCCCAGAAUUGGCUAAAAUCGAUUUUACCAAGAUUUCACAUAAUAACAAUUCCCACUUGUAUCAACGUCAAGUGGUUUCACCCCCGCCACCCCCUGCUAAUAUGAUGUCUGCAGCACAAGUUGCUCGUAUCUCUCAUUCACCAUCCCCCAAUCCUGAGCAACAGCAACAGUAUCAACAGCAGCAUCAAUCGCAGCAUCAAUACAAUCCACACUACCAAGCAAAGAGGUUUAAGGGACCAAAUAAUAUGGCUUUGAUCCCGGUACAAAUUAAAUGGGUCAAUACUAGCAAGGAAACAAUUAAUAAAAUUGCUAUAAUUGGGUCCUUUUCCAAUUGGAGAGAUGUUAUUAAACUAUCACUCCUGCCCAAACACCCAGAUGAAUAUGUAACACAUGUUAAUCUACCAUUAGGGGUUCAUAAAUUGUUGUAUAUUAUCAAUAAUGAAUACAGAGUAAGUGAUCAGUUACCUACGGCUACCGAUCAAGAAGGGGUUUUCUUCAAUUGGUUUGAAGUUAUUGAUGACACUCACUUAUUCAACCAUUCAUGGAAUCAGCAUAAUCCAAUUGGAGCCUCCACUUCUUUCAAUGCUAAUAUUGUCACACCAAAUUCUUCGGAUACUAUUCAACAAGACCAUGAUGAAGAACAACAACUCCGUACGGCUGGUCAAUACGAGGUUGAUAUGAUAAAGGACAAAAGUAAUACUUUCUUACAAAGAUUAUCCAAAGAGAAUUCCGUUGAACAUGUUGAAUAUGCGGCUGAGGAAAAUGAUGAGGCAGCAUUGCAGGAAAAGCAAAGGGAACAACAACGUUCAGAUAACUAUCCAUAUCACAAACCAGAGCAUUUAAGUAAUCCUGAUCUUCCCCCUUCAUCAUAUGACAACAAGUAUGUGCCUUAUGAAAUGGGGUCUACCAAUUCAUUAUUAGAGUCUCAUCAAAGUAGAGAGCUGGAAGUGGCAUAUUCUAAUGAAAUACCAGAAAUGUUUGUAAACUACGAAUAUUUCAGUCAAAAGGCGACAAAUAGCGAAUUAUCCGAACCUCCCUUAUUGCCGCCACAUUUAAAUAACGUGCUUUUGAAUAAGAUUUCCUCCCAUCCUAAUCCACAUUCACAUUCCCAUGGUUCGAAUCUAAUCCCACAAAUCCCGCUGAGUUUCAAACAACAAAGCGAUUUAUCAAGUUCGGCAACGGCUCAUAGUAAUAAGAGACCUCCUUUAAGAAGAGCUGAUAGUUCAUAUUAUGCAUCCAAUAAAGAGUCUAUUCAUCUAUCUAUUCCAAAUCAUGUGAUUUUGAACCAUUUAAUGACAACUUCUAUAAGAAAUGAUGUUUUGACAGUUGCUUGUAUUACUAGAUAUUCUGGAAAGUUUGUGACUCAGAUUAUGCAUUCACCUGCUGAUGCUAGUGAAUAG